AUGUUGAAGACUUUGGCCACAGUUUCUCUACUGUUGAUGAUCACUGCAACCGAUACACUUAUAGUCUCUGUGCAUGCUCGGAAACAUGUGCGUGUUGUCAAUGAAUUGGGUAAUGGCGUUGUUCUCAAUGUCCAUUGUCGAUCCAAGGACGAUGAUCUUGGCGUUCAUGAUCUUCAGAAUGGAAGCUACCAAGAAUGGUCCUUCCAAAAUAACAUAAGCGGCACUACUCUCUUUUGGUGCUCCUUGAAUUGGAACAAUCAGCAACACAGCAUUGAAGCUUAUAGUACCAAAAAUGAUGAUGAAGAUUGUGAAUGGAAAUGCUGGCGAGUUAUUAAACCAGAUGGAGCAUAUUUUUAUAUAGAGACUUAUAACAGAUGGGAGCAGAGAUACAAGUGGUAG
Messenger RNA from Abrus precatorius (Indian licorice), 399 nucleotides. Its product is annotated as S-protein homolog 2-like. The record is from RefSeq and is a predicted model, not a curated record. The transcript has a single exon. NCBI's taxonomy places the organism in Eukaryota, Viridiplantae, Streptophyta, Magnoliopsida, Fabales, Fabaceae. Bases 1 to 399 code for a protein of 132 amino acids.